Cyphomyrmex costatus is the source of this 2409-nucleotide messenger RNA. RefSeq lists its product as uncharacterized. The record is from RefSeq and is a predicted model, not a curated record. Bases 1 to 2409 code for a protein of 802 amino acids. NCBI's taxonomy places the organism in Eukaryota, Metazoa, Arthropoda, Insecta, Hymenoptera, Formicidae. The transcript has a single exon.
AUGGAGAAUCUUAACAAGUUAAGAGCGAAAAGAACAAAUGUGAAAGGACAACUCACGCAGUUCGUCAAGUUCGUUAGAGAUCAUGGAGAAGAGCGUAGAGAACAGUUACCAGACAGGAUUAGAGAUCAUGCAGAAGAGCUAUUCGGUACGUACAAUGAGAUUCAAUCGCAGAUUGCAGAAGUAAAAUUAGAAGCAGCAAUAGAGAAAAUUCCACCGCCGUCUCAGGAAGAAUUGCAAGCGUUAGAUGCAGAGAUAGCGCGGGAGAGGCAAUCAGUCGAGGAUGUUUAUUUUGAAUACUUAGUAAAAGCGAAGCGGUUAGUAGAGGCGGAACAAACAAAUGUUGCAGUUCAUCAACAAGAACAGCAGGUAAACAAUCUUACUGUAAAAUUACCUACUCUUCAACUUCCAAAAUUCAAUGGCAGCUACGACCAGUGGCUAAUGUACAAGGAUACUUUCACGUCGGUUAUAGAUUCCAAUGUCAGAUUGACACGUAUUCAAAAGUUUCAAUAUCUUUGUAGCUCCUUAACAGGGGAGGCUUUGCAAGUAAUACAUACCUUAGAGACAACGGAUGAGAACUACGAGAUAGCAUGGCGACUGAUCAAAGAAAGAUAUGAAAAUAAAAAGUUAAUAAUUAGUACACAUAUAAAAGAGCUUUUUGAAUUGCAGACUGUAAACAAGGGUAGUCACACAGCAUUGAGAACUUACAUCGAUUCUAUCAGAACUCAUGUCAGAGCGUUGGAAGCAUUGAAGCAGCCUAUAGCACACUGGGAUACCAUUCUCAUUUAUUUAUUGAGCGACAAGCUGGAUUACACAACAAGAAAAGACUGGGAAUUAGAAAUAGGUAAGAGAGAUACAGAUAGUAUGCCAUCUUUAGAAGCGUUGUUAGAGUUUUUAACAACUAGAGCUCAUACAUUGGAAUUAGUAGAAGGGUCAAAGAACAAACAAGAGCAUGCAAAGUAUAAUGCACUCAAGAAAGCAGGCAAGAAAGUAAAUGUGGCAGCUAUACCACAAGCAGCAUGUGUCAUCUGCGAAGGUCAACAUCAUGUAUCGAAAUGUGAAAAGCUUCAGAAGAUGUCCGUGCCAGAAAGGAGAGAAGAAGUAAAAAAGCGACAGCUAUGUUUUAACUGUUUGCGAAAAGGUCAUUAUAUUCAAGCGUGUACAGCAUCUACCUGUAAGGUAUGUUCGAGAAAACAUAACACGAUUUUGCAUAUGGAAACAGGAGAACAGAUAGAAAACAAGAACACGACGGUGAUGAGCGCCAGAGACGAAUCAAGCACAGUAGGUUUUUCAAAGGAAUUAAGAGCGAAUUCAGAGGCAUCAAGUAACGGAACAGCAGUGAUAGUACAUACAAUGCGACUAACAGAAUCUAUCGUUUUUAUAGCUACAGCUAAAAUAUAUGUUAUGGACAAUGAAGGAAAUUUGAGAGUCUGUCGAGCCAUGUUGGAUCCAGGUUCACAAAGUAACAUCAUCACAAAAGACUUAGCGAGAAAAUUGCAGUUAAAGGGAAACAAAGUUAACGUGCCCAUCAGCGGUAUAAGUCAAACUCAAAUUACAGUAAAAGAAUCAACUAGUAUUCGAAUCAAGUCGAUGCAUAAUGAGUUUUCAACAGAAUUAGAUUGUCUGAUAAUGCCAACUAUAACGGAGAGGAUGCCACACGUCAAAGUUAAUACGCAUAACUGGGACAUUCCAGAAGAUUUGAAUUUGGCGGAUCCAAGCUUUAAUCUACCAGAAACAAUAGACAUCCUUAUAGGAAGCAGUCACUUUUGGCUAUUAAUGAACACCGGACAAAGAAAGUUAAGCGAUUCAUUGCCUAGGCUUCAAGAAACACAGCUAGGGUGGAUAAUAGGAGGUGAACUAAUAAAUCCAAAAGUAUUGAACAACAAACGAGUUUGUAAUAUAGCAACUAUGAAUCUAGAUGAGCAGCUGCAAAGGUUCUGGAGCAUAGAGGAAGUCCCGACUCGCCCACGAGAGGAUUCAUAUACACCACAGGAACGAUUAGCGGAAGAUCUGUUUUUGCAUACCGUGCGAAGAGAUCAAGAGGGCAGAUAUAUUGUGCGUAUGCCGAGAGACGAGUCCAUCAUACUAGGCGAUUCUGAGAACAUGGCAAUCAAGAGAUUCUUAGCGACAGAAAGGAAAUUGAAUCAGCAACCGGAGUUGAAAGCAGACUAUCAUAGAUUCAUGAAAGAGUAUGAAGAAAUGAAUCAUAUGUCCAUAGUCAAACAGCUGAGUCACAUACCAAAAAAGGAGUAUUUUUAUCUUCCGCCAACCAGUGAUCAGGACAACAAGCUUAACGACGAAAUUACGAGUAGUUUUCGAUGGAUCAUCGAAGACAUCAACAGGUUCAUCUUUAAAUCAGAAAUUGUUAAGCGGAGCCAAUCUUCAGAUAGACUUAUGGGAAAUUAUGAUUAG